Messenger RNA from Carassius auratus (goldfish), 1759 nucleotides. RefSeq names its product fibronectin type III domain-containing protein 9-like. The record is from RefSeq and is a predicted model, not a curated record. The coding region runs from base 923 to 1588 and encodes 221 amino acids. The transcript has 2 exons. Lineage: Eukaryota; Metazoa; Chordata; Actinopteri; Cypriniformes; Cyprinidae. Gene Ontology annotation, molecular function: protein binding.
CAUCAUGAGAAAGAAAAGAGAAAACAUUUUCAUCAGCCAUUACUACAUUAUUUCAGUGUCACAUCAUUAAGUUUCAAGUCUGACUCAUGUUAGCAUUUAACAUAGAAACAUUUUAACAAUAAAAGUCUUGAUAUUCACUUCUCAUCAAUUUAACAAAACCUUGCUGAAUAAAAGUAUUAAUUUCUUCAAAAAAAAUGUUGACCCCAAACAUUUGACAGUGUAUAUUGUUACAAAAGAUUUAUAUUUUAAAUAAAUGUUAAGCAUCACAACUGUUUCCAACAUUGAUAAUAAAUCAGCAUAUUAGAAUAAUUUCUGAAGGCUUCAUAUGCAACAGACACAGGAGUACUGCAAGUUGACCGAUUAAUGAUCAAUCAUAAAUUCAUGAGCAUACACGUCCGUAGGUGUUGUGGCAGUGAGUCAGGGAAGACAGGUCACCAGUCUGAGGGAGUAAUUGAGAACAGAGUGUGGGAGGAAAAGAUAUAAAUAUAAAAAGGGAGAAAUGAUGUGUAAGAGACGCGGAUGAACAAGAGUUCAAGCUCUCCCAGCUGUAAUACUGUUUAAAAUGCAUUCUAUGCAAAACGCUGAUGUGUCAUCUCCCCUUCCCCACUGCACUCGCUCUCUCUCUCUCUGCUUUAGUUGCCAUCUGCUGUUCUAAUCAGAUAGAAGAGCUUUUCUGUGCAGCGGUGUGGAUGUGAAGCUCUUUCUGCAGGAGACCUGAGCCAUGCCAAACAGAGACGGCUACAGGUCACACUCUCUCAAUGCUUCAGGGGGAUUCUGUCUGCAACAGCAAGAUGAUCUGUGCAUGAAGUGACACUCAUCUUUUACGAUCCUUUCGGAAUCAUUGCAUGUUGUGUCAAACCAGCUACAUCAUCAAACUGUGUGAGCAUAAGAGACUAAGUUCCAACCUAAAAACAAGCUCAACAUGACUAUUACCAUUCAAAACAUCACAGCCACCUCUGCCAUCGUCAGCUGGCCGUCAUCCCCAGGCUGCGUGGACACAUUCUACAGCGUCAUGUAUCACCCUAACUGGAACAGCCUGCUGAUGGGUUACACACGCAAGAGCUUCCUGCAGGAGGACAGAGUUCCUGUGAGCCAGACAUCCACCAGUCUGGGCCGCCUCAGUCCACAGACCACUUACAUCCUCUGUGUCACCUGCCAGUCCGCCAAUCCCACCAGAGAGCAGUGCCAGGUCUUCAGUACUCUAAACGAGGGCACUGAACUUGGUGAGAGUGGCCGGGAUCUGGCAAUGGGAGUCUGGCUGGCCAGCAGCAUCCUGUUGCUGAUCAUUGCUUUGGCUCUGCUUUGGGGAUGUCUCCACACCAUGUGUCCAGCAAAAAGGGACCCAGAAAGAGGCAGCCAGUCAGGUCCGAACCCUCCACACCUGGCUCUGACCCCCAUGGUUGGGAACAUGGGCAGCGAAGGAAGAAAAAGUCUGUACAUGCCCGGUUGUGGUGGGGUAGACUCUCCGAACGCAACAGUGAUUGAGAAUGUUUAUAGAGACGAGCACGGCAGAGAAAUGGCAAAGGGGCAGAGUUGUGAACUACAAACACUCAGUAAUAAACCUAGAUAUGCCCCCGGGUCAGAAUAACGGACACACCAGAUUGUUACCUUGAUGCACUGACCUCGAAAACUCAAACUAUUCGAACUUACACAACGAAGACAUUCACAGGGAUGAAACCAUUUUGAGGAAAUUAGACUUAGGACUUUUGAGCUGGGCUUAUGGGGUUAAAUUAGCAUUAAAAUGUCAGAUGAAAACAAA